AUGGCAAAUGCCACUUUCCGUCAGACCAUCUCAUCCACGAACAAUGCCAUAACCGUUAUAAGCGAGGAAUACAACAAAGCGCUACUAGAACUGAGACAAGAAAUGGAGCUAAACAGCGAAAAAAUAAAUAAAAUUUUACAGCAUAUUCCAGCCGCAUUUCAGAAGUCCAGUAGAGAAGAUGGAACUUCAAAAAACUCUCGUAAGUGCCCCCGAACAGAUGAUGACGUCGAUCAGACUACUUUUGAUGUAACAGAAGGAACAAAAGACGUGGAUGCAAAUAUUGUGAUACCAUUGGCAACACGUAAGUCCACCGAAAAUAUGUUUUGGCUAUAUUUGUCCGGCUUUAAUCCUAAAGCCACCGAUGAGAACAUACGCGAGUUGGUACAGCGUAACCUGAAUACCGACGCGACUGUCGAAGUGCACAAGCUAGUUCCAAAAGAAACUUGGCUUAAUGGUAAUAUACUUGAUACAGAGCUUACCGACCAGUACAUUGUUUAUCGAUGUGAUCGUAAUAAUUUGACUAGCCAGUAUCUGCGUGGUGGCGGCGUUUUGAUUGGAAUAAAAAAGGGCAUUGAGAGUAGCACAGUGUACGUUCAUGGAGCUGACCGUCUUGAGCAGAUAGCAGUCCGUGCCACAUGCGAGAGCACUGGUUUUGUCAUUUGUGCUAUUUAUUUACCGCCGAAUACUGAUCUUUCUCUAUAUGAGCAACAUGCCUUUUAUGUGAAUGAGCUUUACAAUAAAUUUGGAGACCGUGAUAGGGUUGUAGUCUUAGGCGACUAUAAUUUAUCGUUGUUACGCUGGAGCUUGGAUGAGGAAGUUGGGUGUCUACUGCCGAACAACGCGUCUUCAGAGCAUGAACAUUUAUUAGUGGAAACUAUGAUUGCUUCCGGUUUACAACAAAUUAACUUUUUAACGAACCUGCAUGGAAAACUGCUAGACUUAGCAUUUGUUAGUUGCGCCAAUGAUUGCGAAAUUCUAGCACCACCAUCGCCACUAAUGAAACUAGAUCACCACAAUUUUUCUUUCAUUUUAAAAAUUGAAGUUCCUCAAUGCGUGCACAUGAUUGACGAUGCAGAAAUUUUCUACGAUUUCAAUCGGUGUAAUUUUCGUGAGUUAAGUGCUGAAAUUACACGAAUUAACUGGGUGGAGAUACUGGCGCAUGGCACUUUGGAUGAAACAAUAGAGAAGUUCUAUUAUGAAUUAGAUACAAUUUUUCGAUAUCUCGUGCCUAGAAGAAAACGCAGAUAUCAAUCUAAUAACAAACAACCUUGGUGGAAUGGAGAGCUGCGUAACCUCAGGAAUCGUCUAAGGAAAGCUCGCAAACGAUUUUUCCGGACAAAAAAUCUAGAUGACAAAUUGCUCGUUCGUGAUUUGGAACACCAGUUUGAAUUAUUGAACGCAUCGUGUUUUCGGCUGUACGUCUCACGGAUGGAGAUCAAUUUGAAGGCUGUCCCGAAACAAUUUUGGUCUCAUCUGCGAAAUAAAACUUCUUCCCGUGGAAUUCCUGUCAGUGUCCACUAUCGUCACCAAUCUUCGUCGACAGUUUCGGAUUCAGCCAACCUAUUCUCGUCAUUCUUUCAAAGCGUGCUAAGUAAUAACUCACCGCCUUUGUCAGAAUCGUACCUGAGUAGUUUGCCGACGUAUUCUUUGAGUAUACCUGCUUUUGCUUUUACUGAACGCGAGGUGUACAACAAUCAACGCAUGGUGUUGGAUGUUCUUUACCCAUCAGUAAAGCACAUUAUCUUCACUGAUCAGCAUGGACAAACUUGA
This is a messenger RNA of Malaya genurostris, 1770 nucleotides long. RefSeq lists its product as uncharacterized. Bases 1 to 1770 code for a protein of 589 amino acids. The transcript is spliced from 3 exons. Lineage: Eukaryota; Metazoa; Arthropoda; Insecta; Diptera; Culicidae. The record is from RefSeq and is a predicted model, not a curated record.